AUGGCUGGAACACAGGUGGGGCUGCACGGACCAUUCCCGGACCGGCAGGUCAGGUCAGGCACAGACUCGGAUUCUGAUUCAGACUCAGAGGGUCUAGGCACGGGCAGUGCUGGACCAGGUUCAGGCUCCCUGCCGCAUUCGCAGGUCAUCCACAGCGGCCACUUCAUGGUCUCCUCGCCGCACAGCGACUCGGUGCCCCGCCGGCGCCACCAUGGUACUGAGCCAGAGCCAGCUGAUCCCCACACCAUCGACCUGACCCUCACUCGGCUCUUCGAGUGCAUGAGCCUGGCCUACAGUGGGAAGCUGGUGUCUCCAAAGUGGAAGAAUUUCAAGGGUCUGAGGCUGCUUUGCCGAGAUAAAAUCCGCCUCAACAAUGCUAUCUGGAGAGCCUGGUACAUCCAAUAUGUGGAGCGGAGGAAGAGUCCCGUGUGUGGGUUUGUGACCCCCCUGGAGGGCUCCGAGGCGGAGGAGCACCGGAAACCCGAGGCUGUCGUGCUGGAGGGGAACUACUGGAAGCGACGGAUCGAGGUGGUGAUGAAGGAGUAUCACAAGUGGAGGAUUUACUACAAGAAGCGACUUCGAAAGUCCAGCCGGGAGGGUGAGAUCUCCAGCCCGAAGCAGGAUGAGGGUGUGUGGAAGCCAUCGGAGAAAUGGUGCAACCAGCUGUUCUCUAGCGUGGUGCCCAUGCUGCUGGGGGAUGAGAAUGAGGAGGCUGGAGGGCGACAGCUUUUUGACCUGGACAGCUUCCUCUCGGACAUCUCAGACACUCUCUUCACCAUGACGCAGUCCCCCUGCUCCCACCAGAUGCUCCCAGAAAAUGCCUACACUGGGAACGCCGACAUGAUCCAGCCAGGCCUGACCCCACUGCAGCCAAAUCUUGAUGAUUUUAUGGAAAUCUCAGAUCUAUUCACCGGCCACCGCCCACUGCCUUCACAAAUGCAUCUGAGCUAUCAAGAGCAGCCCUGCUUCACGUCCAUGGCUGACACCCUAUACAGCAGCAGCAGUACCCCACCUGCCAGCCACGGAGACCCACUGAUGGCCUCCAGAGCCCUGCCUGCCAGCUAUGUUGAUGCCCCAAUCCCGCCCAAUGGCCACUUACAGUCUAGCAGCAACUGCUCCUCCCGGCUCAGCCUGCCUGGCUCCUUCCUCAGCCCUGAUUUCCAGCCAGCCCCGCGGCCCGUGGACCCCCGCAGCGGCCUGUGCUCUGACCUCAAGCACAAGCCCCCGCUCCAUUAUGGGCUCCCCAGCAAGAGUCUCAGCAUGGAGCCCUUCAGCCCUUCCUACUGCACCCCAGCAGCCCCCCCAGGAGCCUUCCUGCUGGGCCAGGACCCCCUGUACCCACCGGCUUCAGCACCGAGAUCCAAAUUCCAUUACUCCAGCUCCAUUACUGGCUCUUCACUCUCCACGCCAUGCUUUACCCAGCACGCACCAGGCUUGAGCUACAGCGUGGACCUUCUGCCAACAGCAUACCCUGCUCUGUCCAGUGCCCAGCCCCUGCCCCCAGUGAUGCUGAGCGGCCCCAGGUUUGCCACCCCCAAAGAGCAGUUGCCGUCUGGGGGCAGCAGCCCAAUGGUGAAGCCAGCCAGCCCCAAGACAAAGAGACCCAUGGGACUCCCUGUGCCCUCUUCCGUGGCUGUGCCUAACCCCUGCCUGACCCAGCUCCUGACUGCAGCUAAACCAGAGCUGGCCCUGGACCCUCCGUCCAUUCCCAGUACCACCCUUAUCCCCACGUCGCCAGCCUCCCCGGCAGGGGGCCUUGCUGAAGUCCCCUCUAGCUUCCUGCCCCGCAUGGCCCAGCUGAGUCCGGGGCUGUCUCCUGCCUCCAGCCCUUCGCAGUCUGUCCCCAUCACACUGGCUGUGGUACAGCCAGGAUCCCUGCUUGUCCCCAAGACGGAGCAGCUUUCCCCCACAUCGGCCUGUGCUAGUGACUGGCUGAAGCCUGGACAGGUCUCUCCGGUGCCGGUUGGAGUGCUGACUGCCGGGAUCUCGCUGCAUCACUCCACCCCUAGCCGGGGUAGGCCGGAGUCCAGCAAGACAGAGAGCCGCCGCAUCACACACAUCUCCGCUGAGCAGAAGAGACGCUUCAACAUCAAGCUGGGCUUUGACACCCUGCACGGGCUAGUGAGCACUCUGAGUGCCCAGCCCAGCAUCAAGGUCAGCAAGGCCACCACACUGCAGAAGACAGCAGAGUACAUCUGCAAGCUGCAGCAGGAGAGGGCCGCCCUGCAGGACGAGGCGCAGCGGCUGCGGGAGCAGAUCGAGGAGCUCAAUGCAACCAUCAACCUGUGCCAGCAGCAGCUGCCCGCCACAGGAGUGCCCAUCACCCGCCAGCGCUUCGACCAGAUGCGCGAUAUGUUUGACGAGUACGUCCGCUCCUGCACGCUGCAAAACUGGAAGUUCUGGGUUUUCAGCAUCAUCAUCCGGCCUUUGUUUGAAUCCUUCAAUGGCAUGGUCUCCACAGCCAGCAUGGACAGCCUCAGCGAGACGUCACUAGCCUGGCUGGACCAGUAUUGCUCCCUCCCAGCACUUCGGCCUACUGUCCUGAGCUCUCUCCGCCAGCUGAGCAUUUCCACCUCUAUCCUGACCGACCCGGCAUGUGUACCCGAGCAGGCCACCCAGGCAGUGAUGAGGACAGACCCCAGCAACAACUCCUCCUAGUUACAAGGGAGGGGCCCGUCACACCUGGUAAGAUGCUCCAUUUCUGCAAAACAACCACUCGCCUUCACCAGCAAGAGUCUCCUACUGCAGUCUCAGUCCCGCUGUCACCAUACUGCCUCCCCCAUCCAUGCGGUGGGAGGCCGUCAGCAAAAGGAAAGACAAAAUCAGUGCAUGAUCCAGGACACCUGCUGCAUGGACACGUUCCACCACCCAAGAUGCUGAUGUCCAGAAGAGCUUUUCCUCAGAAAAUUCCUUACCUGAAAAUAGCACCGUGCAAGGUUACAGAGUAACACAUUGGUGGGAAAUGCCGACAGUCUUGGAGAACCUGGUUCCUUCACAACGACUCCCUCCAGGUGCUGACCUCCAAUUAAAACACUGGUAUACUCUAACUUGAAAAGAGGCAGAGUGGCAAAGGUUGGUGACUUUAGGGGGAGGGAUAGCUCAGUGGUUUGAGCAUUAGCCUGCUAAAUCC
Molecule: messenger RNA, 3130 nt
Organism: Gopherus evgoodei (Goodes thornscrub tortoise)
Lineage: Eukaryota; Metazoa; Chordata; Testudines; Testudinidae
Gene: MLXIPL
Product: MLX interacting protein like
Exons: 17
Coding region: 1-2658 (885 amino acids)
Biological process (GO): regulation of transcription by RNA polymerase II
Cellular component (GO): nucleus
Molecular function (GO): protein dimerization activity; DNA-binding transcription factor activity, RNA polymerase II-specific; RNA polymerase II cis-regulatory region sequence-specific DNA binding
Source: RefSeq, a predicted model, not a curated record